GCAAACGAUAUCACGUGACAUCAAGGAAACUUUUAGAGACAAAAUGGCGGACUCUGCUGAGCGUCGUUUCGAAGCAGCAAUCAACGUUGUGAAAUCUAUGCCUAAAAAAGGGGCGUACCAGCCGUCCUAUGACACCAUGUUGAAGUUCUAUGGUUAUUUCAAACAAGCCAAAGAAGGGGAAUGCAGAGACACAAAGCCUGGGUUUUGGGAUGUCAUCAAAAAAGCAAAAUGGGAGGCGUGGUCAGCACUUGGAGACUUACCUAAGCAAGAUGCUAUGGAAUGCUAUGUCAAUGAAGUGAAAAAGGUAAUGGAAGAAAUCCCAGAGAAUGAAGAAAUGGCAGACUUUAGUCUUGUUCUGAAAGAAUUUUAUGAAACUGUAUAUGAACCUGUGGGAGAGGAUCCUCCACCAAUGCUAAGAAUCUUUAAAAAAGAUGACACUUUGAUAAACUCUGGUGAUUUCACAGCCAACUCAAUAAAUGAUCAAGAGCAAGGCAAUAUGGAAGGUGAUGAAUCAAUACCAAAUGGACUACAGCUUAUCUCAGAUAAGCAUUCAAAUGAACAACAUCUGAUAUCAGGGCUGGUUAAUGGGAACAGAGACAAACUGUCCAAUGUUGAUGGUAUUUCUGUUCCUAUGAAAGCCAUUGGUACCAAUCAUGAAUAUACAACCACUGAUACCUCUGACAGGGGUGCUCUGAAUGAGGAGGAAACAUCAGAUGGAGCUGAUUGUCAAAUUGUACCAGCAACUGAUAUAUCAGUGGAGGAGCCCCAACCUUUGUACAUAUUUGAAAUUGGAUCUAAGGGAAGACCAACUGAGAGCAAUGACAGUGGAUUUCAAAGUGACCAACAUGGAAGAGAAAUUGCCACCAAUGAGACAGUUCCAGAACUGAAGCCACAAAGGUCUGAUGUUGCACUUUAUGACUAUCAAGGUGUGAUUACAAGCGAUGAAAGUGAUGAAGAAUUCUGUGACUCCCUAGAUCCAGAGCAUCUGAGCAACCUUCAGAAUGGUCACUCUGAUGUUGGUGUAACCAACAUCACAGAAAUAAAAGAAUUGGAUUCGUCAAAUGGUUCAUCAGCCCUCUCAUCUAACUCCCCAUUGACUGAUUCAGAGGAUUCUAGAUUUGACAUUCCGGUCACUGCAACAGCUAGUCUACUAACAAGUACUCCAUUUACUACUAAGCAUGCAGCUCAUGUAACUUUUGCAGACCAAGUUGGGUUUAAUGAAGAUAACCUUACAGAGAAAGAAAUGAUGAGAAAUGGUUACCCAGUUACAAGGCAAGAUUUAAAAAACAAUGGGAACGUUGUUCAUAAUGUAAAUGGGAUGCUAAAGGCAACUGGAGGUAUACCUAAACAGAGGGGUGGAGGAACCAGUCCUUCUAGACAGUUCAACAAACAAGCUGACAACCAACAACAACAACAACAACAGGGACAGCAGUCCAAGGCCGUCAGGAAUCCAGGAGCUGUGGCAAAAGGGGGAAAGCCAAAUCUCCAAAGGUUAAAAGACUACAGUGACAGCGACAGUGAUGAUGAUGAGAAGAACGAGAGCAUGACAUCAUCUGUUGACAGAGAUGAAAUCAAUGAGAGAAUACUAGCUGCCCUAGAAGGCCUCCAAAGGGACAUGCAGCAUGUUCUCAGGCAAUUACAAGAUAUGGAGCACCGUACAUCUAACACAAAUGACACAUCUUUAAUUAACAGAGCCCAGCAGUGGUGGAAGCAGUACAUCCCGUCCAAAACAGUAUUGUUUCUGGUAUUGUGGCCAUUCGUUAUCAACAUCUUAUUUCAUUACUACAGAAAGCGGAGGAUUCUAAAGAAAACCUGAAAUAAUCAGAAGAAUCAUAAUAAUAUUUGAUACUGUUUUAAAGUAUUUUUAUUGUCCAUAUAACAACAUUGAAAGGUCAAACCUUUAUCAAGUUUAGACAAUUAGAAUUAAUGUUUUUAAAAAACAUGAAAACAUAUUCAAAAUUUACACAUGCAUUAUUCUUUAUGUAAAGUAAUGCACUGACAAUAUAUCCAUAGCAGUUGUCUUCAUAUUUUUUAUGAAUAUUUUCCAUUUAAAUCACAAAUUUAAUAAACAUAUUAAGCAGA
Molecule: messenger RNA, 2082 nt
Organism: Nematostella vectensis (starlet sea anemone)
Lineage: Eukaryota; Metazoa; Cnidaria; Anthozoa; Actiniaria; Edwardsiidae
Product: acyl-CoA-binding domain-containing protein 5A
Exons: 9
Coding region: 44-1816 (590 amino acids)
Biological process (GO): fatty acid metabolic process
Molecular function (GO): fatty-acyl-CoA binding
Source: RefSeq, a predicted model, not a curated record